AAGAGACCUCUCCGGCACACCAGCAGCCCCUCUGUCGCACUUUGGGAUUUAUCUCGCUUUUUCUCUCAUACCCCCGGCUUUGUUCUGCAUUUAGACACAUUAUCUCCCUUUGCAUCGUCGAAAUGGCAACACGAAUUGACAAAGAGGCUUGCAGAGAGGCAUACAAUCUGGUGCGAGACGACAGCUCAGGUAUAUGCUGGGCAUGUUUUAAGUAUGACGGAUCUACAAUUGUACCAGGCGGGCAUGGGUCCGACUAUGAA
Messenger RNA from Danio rerio (zebrafish), 260 nucleotides. RefSeq names its product coactosin-like F-actin binding protein 1 (gene cotl1). Lineage: Eukaryota; Metazoa; Chordata; Actinopteri; Cypriniformes; Danionidae. The record is from RefSeq and is marked provisional. Gene Ontology annotation, molecular function: actin binding. Gene Ontology annotation, cellular component: cytoskeleton.